Molecule: messenger RNA, 2110 nt
Organism: Austrofundulus limnaeus
Lineage: Eukaryota; Metazoa; Chordata; Actinopteri; Cyprinodontiformes; Rivulidae
Gene: sppl2b
Product: signal peptide peptidase-like 2
Biological process (GO): membrane protein proteolysis
Cellular component (GO): lysosomal membrane; Golgi-associated vesicle membrane; lumenal side of endoplasmic reticulum membrane
Molecular function (GO): aspartic endopeptidase activity, intramembrane cleaving
Source: RefSeq, a predicted model, not a curated record
GGUUGGUUGAUGGGGGAAACAACAACAAGCUAGGCGACAUGAGGCUCUCCGAAACACUGAUUUGGGCCGCUUUCCUCAUCCAGAAGGUGGUGGGAGAGUACGGCAUGGCCCAUUUCAGUGACCAAGGCAAGAGCAAAGGGAAGGAUUACUGCAUAUUCUUCAACUCCCAGUGGGCACGUCUACCUCAGGACCUCAACAAGGCAUCCCGACUUCAGAUCUAUGACUUGACGUCUUCGGUCCUGUGCUUCCCCUCUGACGUCCCGGAGGGGGGCUUCCCGAACAGCAUCCCCAUGGUGAUGAGGGGCAACUGCACUUUCUACGACAAGGUUCGCCUGGCCCAGAUUAACGGCGCCAAGGGGCUGCUCAUUGUCAGCAAGGACAGACUGACUCCACCAGCAGGGAAUAAGAGUCAGUAUGAAGAGAUCGACAUCCCCGUCGCACUGCUGAGCUAUGCUGAUAUGUUGGACAUAAGCAAGUCCUUUGGAAAAGGAAGGCUGGUGGCCAUGUACGCACCCAACGAGCCUGUGUUGGACUAUAACAUGGUGAUAAUCUUCUUGAUGGCAGUGGGAACCGACGUUACAUGAAGCAUAAACGGGACGACGGCGCGGAGAAGCAGGACGAGGAGACGGUGGACGUCACCCCCAUCAUGAUCUGCGUGUUCGUGUUCAUGUGCUGCAACAUGCUGGUGCUCCUUUACUUUUUCUACGACCACCUGGCCAUUUGGGUGAUCGGGGUCUUCUGUUUGGCCUCCUCCGUCGGCCUCUACAGCUGCCUGUGGCCUUUCGUCAGGAGAAUACCCUUCUGCAAGUGCAGGAUCCCGGAGAACAACCUGCCGUACCUGCACAAGCGGCCGCAGAUCCGCAUGCUGCUGCUGUCGGCGCUCUGCGUCGGCGUCAGCGUCAUCUGGAUGGUUUUUCGCAACGAAGACCAGUGGGCGUGGGUGUUACAGGACGCCCUGGGGAUCGCCUUCUGCCUCUACAUGCUGAAGACAGUCAGGCUGUCCACGUUCAAGGCUUGCACUUUACUUCUGUCAGUUCUGUUUGUUUAUGAUGUUUUCUUCGUAUUUAUUACUCCCUUCUUUACGAAGAGUGGGGAAAGUAUAAUGGUGGAGGUAGCGGCAGGCCCCUCCGACUCUGCCGUUCAUGAAAAGCUCCCCAUGGUGCUCAAAGUGCCCAGGUUAAACUUCUCUCCUCUGGCUCUGUGCGACCGGCCCUUCUCCCUCCUGGGCUUUGGGGAUAUCUUAGUACCAGGUCUGCUGGUGGUGUAUUGUCACAGAUUUGAUAUUUUAACACAAUCCUCCAGAAUCUACUUCGUGGCCUGCACGAUCGCGUACGGGAUCGGCCUGCUGAUCACCUUCGUGGCCCUGGCCUUGAUGCAGAAGGGCCAGCCGGCCUUGCUCUACCUCGUGCCUUGCACUCUGCUCACCAGCCUCUCCGUAGCGCUGUGGCGCAAGGAGUUGCCCCAGUUCUGGACUGGAAGUGGAUUUGUGCCUCCCAUAGUGCUCGCGCCGAUCAACUGUACGCAAACUGCAGAGCCGCCGCCGCCGCAGGAGCCCUCAGCCGAACAAAGCGCAGAACCCACCGAUCAGAGCGAAGAUGUGUCCGAGCAGCCGCCGCCUCAAGAAACGCCCCCGGAGGAGACAACCGAAGACAAAACCGACUACUAGUAAACCCCCCUCCCACCACUUCACUUCAUGUUUUAAUUCAUUUCUCUGCAGCACGUCUCAGUCAGUGGACGUUUUAAAUCUGAAACGUCUCGUUUGCACUUGUUGCGAAGGGAAGAGCAGCGCAGGUGUCUUUAUUGAACACCUGAUUAAAGUCAAACGUGCCAAGUUUUAAAGGGGACGUCCCGCUAAAUCCACUCGUUUGGAUUUAAAGGGACAGCGUCAAAACGAGCCGCUUUCACACACGUCAAAAAAAGGUGUGAAAGAGGGGUUCUGCUGAAGCGUAAAUCUGUAUCUGUGUUUGAUCACUCUGGCUGGCUUUCUCAUGGACCCGGAUGUGUGGCGCAAAAAUCUGGAUUCUAGAGUCGAGAGUGAAAGUAGUCAAACUGAAUUUUUAAUCUAACAAAAUGCACUUUCAAAGCAAAUUAAUUCAAAUUCUAAACUUUA